Messenger RNA from Eruca vesicaria subsp. sativa (arugula), 2020 nucleotides. NCBI's taxonomy places the organism in Eukaryota, Viridiplantae, Streptophyta, Magnoliopsida, Brassicales, Brassicaceae. The record is from the annotation of a GenBank genome assembly.
CGCGUUUGAUACGCCACUUCUUCUUCUUCUUCUUCUCCGAUUUAAAUCACAAAAAGAGAGAGUUUUAAUUAAGUUUACGGACUCUCUGAAGAUUACGCCUUUCGCAUCUCUCUCACUCCACGUUUCCUUUCUUCUCCCUCGCCGAAUAGAUAUCUGUCGGGAGAACAACUUUAUUCCCACAAGUUUGGUUUUGUUCUCUCCCGCCCCCCCUCUUCUUUCGAUUUCUUCCUCUACGAAGAGUAGGGGUGUGUUUUUAUGAAUGGAUGGAUUCAAGGGUAAAAGAACAGCCGCACCGGUUAUGCCCCGGAGAGCGAGUGGCCUUGUUCUGCAUGAGAAUAUGAAGAAGAAGGAUGAUAAGAUUGUCCCUACCUGCAGCCGUGUUAGUUGCAGUUCCAGGAUAAGUUCAAAUCACAAGGGUGUCUCCAUUGAUAAUAAGCCAAAAUCCACGCUUAGAUCUCCUUUAAACGGAAAGGAAACCGUUGGGAGUUCUUCUAGAACUACUAUGAGUGGUGGAUUAACAAAGGUCUCUAAAGUUACUGGUAGGAGACAACUCUCAUCUCUCUUGGACACAGAUUCUUCAGAGAGUAGUAGUGUAAAUGAUGAGGCAUCACGUGGGAAGACCAAAGAGAGCACUAUCAGAGAAGUUGUGAAAGAGGCAGGAAGCUCAAGCAGAGGUGCUAGCAGAAGCAUACAUCAGAGACCUGGUUUGGUCACCAGAGAUACUCGUAUUGGUAGUAUUAGUGGUCAAAACGCAAGAGUUGGACUAAGAGACGUGAGGAGCAAACCUGAAUCUGAUGUUCUUCCUUUCAGUUCUAACCCAACAAGAAAAUUCAACAGUUUUAGAAAGAAAAACUCUGAUGGAGAGAGCAGCUCUUCAAGCAGAGGGAAUAAGGCAGUGAUUGAGGUGAAGAACCAGAGUUCCCCUCAUGGCAAUGGCAUAACCAUGUCUGAAUCUAGGAGGAACAGAAACUUGCCUAGUGUUAGGGACAACAGUGUUGUUUCGAGUAGUACUAGGAGUAGAACAGGGCGUUCUUCUGGAGCGGGUACAGCUUUACAAGCUCCACCACAGCCUGUAACAAGAGCUGGUCUCAAUCCUUCUAGAUCUACAGAAGUAGUUUCUCGUAGUCCUUUGCAUAGUUACAGUAGGCCAAUCAGUAGUAGUAACGGCAGGUUACGUAGCCUGAUGAUGCCUGGUAGCCCCUCAGAAGCUCGCCUUUCUCGCUCUUUGAUGAACCGUGAUGGUUUCAGACGUUAUGACGUUAAUGGAGUUGCAGAGGUAUUGUUGGCUCUGGAAAGGAUGGAACAAGACGAAGAGCUUACAUACGAGCAAUUGGCUGUUUUAGAGACCAAUCUGUUCUUGAAUGGCUUCCAUGAUCAGCAUAGAGAUAUGAGGCUUGACAUUGAUAACAUGUCGUACGAGGAGCUAUUAGCACUGGAGGAGAAGAUGGGCACAGUGAGCACUGCUCUAAGCGAGGAAGCUCUCCUUAAAAGCCUGAAGUUAAGCACUUUCCACCAUCCAACAAAUGAAUCUGGUGGAGUUUGCAUGAGUAAAGAUGAUGAUAUCAAAUGCAGUAUUUGCCAGGAAGAGUAUGUUGAUGGAAAUGAAGUAGGGACUUUACCUUGCCAACAUAUGUACCAUGUGAGCUGUGCGCAACAGUGGCUUCGAAUGAAGAACUGGUGUCCUAUCUGCAAAACCUCUGCAGAAUCUCAGCCACAGCCAUUUUCAUGAGACAUCAUAGUUCCACCAUCCUGUUCUGUUUUCUCUGUACAUAAAAUGUUUUUUUUUUCUUUACUUAUACAGUUAUACACAAUUGGGAACAAAUAGAAAAUAAGAUCAGGUGAAGAAAGUCCUCUUUCACCUGUAGAAAGAUUUAACAUUUCAGUUGAAAAUUCAAACCACUAAUAGUUGGUUUAAUUCCAUAUACAUAUAUUGUUAUUCCACUUUAUUCUCUUCAACAACUCUAUUUUCAUUCACUCUUACUAAGUUGAUACUUAUAGAAGUUGCAACGUUUUGGAGCCA